Molecule: messenger RNA, 321 nt
Organism: Linum trigynum
Lineage: Eukaryota; Viridiplantae; Streptophyta; Magnoliopsida; Malpighiales; Linaceae
Source: the annotation of a GenBank genome assembly
AUGUCGCCCUGUAACUCCACCCAACUCCAUCGGAGCUCACCACCCUUUGCGCGACCAAUCGCCGCCGAAUCAAGGAGGAAGGAGAAUCUGUUUCGUUGCUCGUCGCCACUAUUGAGGAAGAAGGUCGCUCCAAGUUCGUCGUCGUCCCUCCUCCAAGCUGCGUCAUCGCCGUCGAGGAAGAAGGUCGCCGCAUUUCAUCAUCGUCCCUCAAAGCUCGUCGUCCUCAUCGGACCUCCCAGCUUUGUAGUUACUCGGGGUUUCCACCCGUCCGGCUGUCGCUGGAACAUGCAGGGUUUUGCUGCCUGGGGAGAAGGGGGUUGA